CGAGCCAAUUAGCCAAACAAGCCUUCCAAUCAAGGAUUCUCACGGUAAAUACAGAUUCUUUCCUACACAUUCGGACCCUAUAUAUACCCCCGCCACCCACGUAUGUUGCUCGGGUCACUGAAAGCCGAAUCAUCGGAGCUCCGUUUCUCUUUCUAAAAUAAACUCUUUCUAUCUCACUCUCUCUCAUAAAUGGCGCUUCGGAAAAUUAUGCUGAAGCGACUUCAUGUCAGUUGCAGAGUUAUAACUCCGACUCUAGAACAUUCGCCAUUCAGUCCCUCUCCGUACUCGGAGAAAUUUACGGUACCCCCGAAUGCCGCAAAAUCAAACUCUCACCGGGAAUAUAUGUCAUCGCCGGAAUCAGGCGAGAAAGGCUUUUUUCGGCGGUUCUUCCACCGUCAGUCGGUGACGAAGCUCCCGGACUUCCUCACCCUGCCACUAAGGGAUAAACUAAGAGAGAGCCUCAAAGGCGUAAACAUUACGGGGGAUCGGCUGCGGAUCGACGACUUGCCGCCUCCGGUGCCAGUAAUCGGAGAUUCUCCGUUCGGUUUAUCAGUCCAGGACGCGAGAAAGCUGAUGAGGCUGGCGCAAGUUGAGAAGCUUAAAGCGAAGCUUAGAGAGAUACCGGAGAGCACGAUCUCGUACUCCGAUUUCGUUCAGAUCUGUGUGAACGAUUGCGGCAACGAAGAUCAAGGCGUUGAUUUUGCCAAGAUGUUAGAUCAGUCCGGAAACGUCAUCGUUUUAGGCAACUCGGUGUUUCUCCGUCCUGAGCAGAUUGCGCAAUCAAUGGAACGCGUGAUUUCCCAAUCGUUUGUUUCCCAAAAUGACCCUAGAAGAAAACAACUUGAACAAAUGGAGAACCAAAAGGCCUUGAUAGACAAAAAGGCCCGGGCUCUUGUCAGAGGUGAGCUGUAUUGUGGGCUGGGCUUUUUGACGGCCCAAUUAAUGGCAGCGAUGAGGCUUACUUUCUGGGAACUAAGUUGGGACGUCAUGGAGCCCAUUUGCUUCUUCGCCACUUCCCUUCACUUUGGCAUUGGAUACCUUUUCUUCCUCAAGACCUCAACGGAGCCCACAUUUGAAGGCUUCUUCCGGCGUCGUUUUGAGGCCAAGCAGAAGAAGCUAUUUAAGACCCACAACUUUGAUAUUGAGAAGUAUAAUGAGCUUGUGAAACUCUUCAACCCUAAAAGUCGCCAUGGCUUGGGAAGCUCACAGCAGUUUAAAUCCGACAACCAUGGAGGAAGUGGGUUUCCAUCGUUGAAAACAUGCUAGUUAUAGUUUUUAGUAUAGUGAAUGACAGAAAGAAAAGCCGUGGAGAUAGAUUUUUGAUGAUGACGACAAGCGUUAUGAACGACUGAUUUCCUUUCCUUCUAACUAGAUGAUGAAGGGAUGCAAACUUUUUUGGGCCACCGGUCUUUUUAAUCAAGCCCAUAAUUUGUUGUGUCAUGUCUGGCCUCACUUUAAAGGGUGUUGGGCCAUAGCUUGUAAAUUUGGAUUUUAGGCUUAGAACCGCAUACUCGAUGUUUUCAACAGUUGUGGGCUGGGGGUCUUAUCUUUGCUCCCAGGCCCAUAGUUGGUUGUUCCUUGCAAACAAUAUAGUAGUUGUUAACUUGGUAUUUUAGUGUAUUGGUCUUUUCGGUGGUA
Tripterygium wilfordii is the source of this 1638-nucleotide messenger RNA. RefSeq names its product calcium uniporter protein 4, mitochondrial-like. The record is from RefSeq and is a predicted model, not a curated record. Gene Ontology annotation, cellular component: mitochondrial inner membrane; uniplex complex. Gene Ontology annotation, molecular function: calcium channel activity; uniporter activity. Bases 190 to 1266 code for a protein of 358 amino acids. The transcript has 2 exons. Gene Ontology annotation, biological process: mitochondrial calcium ion homeostasis; calcium import into the mitochondrion. NCBI's taxonomy places the organism in Eukaryota, Viridiplantae, Streptophyta, Magnoliopsida, Celastrales, Celastraceae.